GGAAGAAAUUUGUAUACGUUGAGCCAUCUAGAAGAGUUAAAGAAAUACUUGAAGAAGAGCUUUAUUUUAGGAAAGAAGCAUUCCAUGUUAAACACCCAGCUACAGUGGCUCUGGAAGGAAUUUGGAAUGUGGCAAAGAAUUUCUCCACUGGAAGCCUGAAACCAGCGUCACAGAACAGAAACGUUUUACUUUUACACCCUCGGUUCUACUCAAGGCAUGCAGGAAUGAAAA
This is a messenger RNA of Tauraco erythrolophus (red-crested turaco), 231 nucleotides long. NCBI's taxonomy places the organism in Eukaryota, Metazoa, Chordata, Aves, Musophagiformes, Musophagidae. The record is from RefSeq and is a predicted model, not a curated record.